GUUGUGGCUGAGGAGUCUGAAGACACUCACUUCAGACUCUUGCAUCUUCCAAGCAAGAUGAUGGAAUCUUCCCCUCUGCACUGUAGGGGCAGUUGAAAUGAGCUCAGGGCUUGUUCAGCAGAACUAGGCAGGUAUUAUGACCUGUGGCCACGCUUUAGAUACUAACUCUGAACAGAAGACCGUAUUAAGCCAGAAUAUAGCUGAGUAUGGAGGACUGAGAAGGUGAGGCAGUUCUGCACUGUGCUGCCUUCCACUGGUUAAGUCCUCCGAAAGUGAAGGGCUGCCCAGGCAGAGGAUGUCCCUCUGCCACCCUCAGAGGGGCAGCGCUGUGCUGGCCGACAUUUGUGGUGCUGCUUGUCCCUGGCUCAGGUGAGGCUUUGCACCAAGGGAAAAAGAUUAAGAUAUCAAAAUCAUCCUUGUGCCCAUAACAGAUGGCCUUCACCUGUGUGACACUCCUCUGGGCAUUCCAGAUUUUAAAGAAACCCAGAGACAACUUUCAGGGAGGUAAAAAGUUCGACAGUGAUGGGUCACCUCCGGCACUAUUAGGGGCACAUCAGUAAUAAUGACUUUCAGACUUGGGCACAGCAUCCGUCAGACCUCAGCAGUCAUGCUGCAUGCAGUUUCUACUCCUCGCACUUGGGUUGGUUGGAAACCCUGAGGCAAUGACAGGGACCUCCAAGGUCCUUGGGACAUGCCCAACAUCUCAUUUAAAGGCGCUGCAGAAUGCGGAGUGAAGAGCUGGCGGGCACCAUGGAGGAGAGCCGCGGGCCGAGUCCGGGGCUGGCGCCGGCUGCUCCCGGCCCGCUGGGGGCGCCGUACUCCGAGGCCUGGGGGUACUUCCAUCUGGCGCCCGCGCGCCCGGGGCACCCGUCGGGCCACUGGGCCACGUGCCGCCUGUGCGGGGAGCGGGUGGGCCGCGGCCCGGGCUUCCACGCGGGGACGGCGGCGCUGUGGCGGCACCUGGAGAGCGCGCACCGGCGGGAGCUGGAGGGCAGCGGUGCCCAUUGCCCGCCGCCCGCCGCGCCCUCCCCGCCGGCCCGCCCCGCCGAGGGCGACUGGGCGCGCCUGCUGGAGCAGAUGGGCGCGCUGGCCGUGCGCGGCAGCCGGCGCGAGCGGGAGCUGGAGCGGCGCGCGGCGGCCGUGGAGCGGGGCGAGCGCGCCCUGGAGCGGCGGCGGCGGGCGCUGCAGGAGCAGGAGCGCGCCGUGGCCCAGGCGCGCCGCGAGCUGCAGGCCGAGCGGGAGGCCCUGCAGGCGCGGCUGCGCGAGGUGAGCCGCCGAGAGGGCGCGCUGGGCUGGGCCGCGGCCUCGCCACCCGCGCCUCUCAAAGACGACCCCGAGGGCGACAGGGACGGCCGUGUCAUCACGAAGGUCCUCCUGUAGGAGUUUGGCUACUUCCGCCACCCCACGCCUGCGCUCCUCCAAGUGUGGGCUGCUGGCCAGGCCCCGCGCAGCCUCCCCUGGCUGGCACGGGAUCCAGGCCCGCUGCCCGUGCUGACCCGGAAGCUCCGAAUGUGGGCCCGCACCCCGGUGCUGGCCUUCGGUGUGAGAUGCGCUUCGGAGGCCAGAGCAGAACCAGCAACGCGUCCUCGGUGGGGUCAUCUUUAGUAUCUGGGUGGCCUUUCGUGGGCAGGCGUGCAAGGGAUGUGGUGGCACACGGGAAACCUGAGUGCUUCAGCAGCCCCAUGAACCCAGAUUACCCGGAGCCAAGGCCAUUUAGGGCUGGUAACCUGAACCUGGUGACUUUGAAAGGACGGAAGCUGCUUUCCACACCUAAGACUUAUCACCCUAUGUGCCUAUAUGCCAGGUGGCCCAAGAUGGAGGGUGCAUGGCAAUGAGGAUAAAGCUGUUUACCCAAAGGAGUCUUACUCAUUUCCUAAUGCAUAACCUGCCCAGCACCAAGUUCAGAAAAGGGGACCUUGAGUUUCUGUAACUGCUCUUUAUCCCGUCAUCGCUAGAGCUUCAUGGGCCGUCCCAGAGAGCCCCUCGUUUUACUCCCCUCCUCCCACGUUGCCCAGCCAAUACCAGGUGCUCUGUCUCACCGCAGCUAUCUUGCCCUCGGUUCAGACCCAGUGCCAGGUGUGGUGCAUUUCUCCUCUUUCAGUCAUCACAUCUGCUUCCUUGCCAGCAAGACAUCGCCUCAUCCCCUAGUCACUAGGAAGGGCAGUUCCUUCCCCAGGUCUUCACAGUCCUCACUUCUGGGCCAAAGGAGAAAGCAUCCCUCCCACCUAAGGCCACGUCUUCCUGUCAUGUCUUCAUCCCAUUCCUCUUCCUCAUUUACUGGGUCUUUGCUCCAGUAGUAUUCUUCCUCUCCAUCUCAUUCCCUCCCUUUCCUCAGGCUCUUCUCCCUGGGCAGUGCCCAGUCUCCCUUGUACUGAAAAGAAAGAUUCAGCCCCAAAGGGUCAGGUAGUCCCUGCUGCCUACACUUCUCAGUUUUCACUCCUUCACUCCUGGUUAGCUUUCCAUGCUACAUGGGACACCUUUGAAGCCACCACAAUCUCCUAAUGACCAAAUAUGAUGAUUUAUUUUCAGCCUUCAUUUUGCUUAAUCUUUCCCUUCUUGAAAUUCCUUUCUUGGGAGGUGGACCAUACUUUUACUCCAAAGAAUUCUGUUUCCUAUGUAUACUGGUUCCCAGCUUUUCCUCCGUCCUCUUUUUUUCUCAUUUUUUUAUAUUGAUAAAUUCCAUGUAUCCAGAAAAAGUUGAAAGGCUAGUACAAUGAAUACCCAGAUACAUCCCCUUUUCCCAGAUUGAACAAUUGUUAAGGUUUUGCCAUAUUUACUUUUCCUUCACCCCAUGCAUGGGUGUAUAUAAUGACAUUUCACCCUUAAAUAUUUCAGCAUAUAUUUCCUAAGAAAAAGACAUUGUUCUACAUGAUUGUAGUAUGAUUAUCAGACCUAGGAAUAUAAUCAAAAGCCUCUAAUAUAGCAUCCUUAAUCAAAAUUCACUAAUUGUCUCAAGAACAUCUUUUUGUCUUUUUUUUUUUUUUAACCAAGCCCAAUCAAAGUUCAUACAUUACCUUUGGUUAUGACUCUUCAGUCUCUUUUAGUCUAGAACAACCCCCUUACAUUUUUCCCCAUGAUACUCACUUUUUGAAGCAUCCAGGCCAGCUGUCUUAUGGAAUGUCCUAUAUUCUGGAUUUGUCUGAUUGUUUCUUUGGGCCAAUUUCUAUGCUCUUGGCUCAUUUCCCUGUAGAGCUACGAUAACUUUUUCUGUGCCAGGGAAUCCUGACUAUCUCUAGCCCUCAGUGUUCUCCCUGGGACUGGUUCUUCAUGUCCAACCCCCUGCUGCAUGUCUCCACCUCUACUCGCAUAUCCCGCCUCUGAAAUGGAAGGGGCAGCUCUAUUUAACCCUGCAUCCUGCCUCUCACCUGGUAACAUUCACAGGGCUCUCCCAAUGUAUUAGGUACAGACCACACGCUUUGCGGGUAUUCUCUCACUUUACUCUCACAGCGGCUCCGUGCUAAUACUGUGCCUGCUUUGCAGCUAAGGAAACUAAGCUAGAGAGGGGUUAAGUAUGAAAGCACAGCUGGGGAGCAGUAGAGGUAGGAGCCAAAUGCAGUCAGGCUACCCCCGGACGCCAUGUUCCUAGCUACUGUACUGCCUCCCGAGAGCUCUGCUUCCCUCGUUCCUGAAGCACCUCAGCUCUUUCCUUCUUAACUCCAGCUGACUAAUUCCAGUUAGUGGAAUUAACUGCAAUUAGUAACAUUAACAUUUACUGAGUUCACUAUGUGUCAGAGCUGUGCUUAAUGCUUUACAAGAAUAAUGACCUGCCACGCAGCAACCUCAUGACUUAGGUGCUGUGCCCACUUUGUAGAUGAGACAGGUUCAGGGGAGUUAAACGUCUUCAGAGACACAGCUGCAAAGAGGCAGAGUGGGAUUUGAACUCCAGUCUCACUAAAUCCUAGGCACCUGCUCUACUGAGCCUAUUGCUACAAAAUAUUGUAGCUGCCUGCCUUCUGAUGCCACCUGCCAAGCUCAAGCCCCAUUUAUCAUUCAUCUGGGAUUCAUCCUUGCAUCCUUGUCUUCCCCUGUCAUCCCCUACCUGACACAAAACUUGGCCAAAGACAAGGAAUGGUCCUGAGCCACCCCUCAUUACUUGUAUCACUUCCUGCUCCAGAGCCCCCAAGGUCACCCAUCACCCACUUACUAGACUGCAAGCUUUGACUUUGUGGCCCAGCAUUCAAGUUCCUCCCCCUCCCCAGUGCCAUUCUUAUUGUCCCCUGCCCUAUGUACACUGUAUGCCCCAGCCAUACUGGGCUCUUCUUCCUGACAUGUUCUGGUGUUAGCAUUUCUGUGUCUCUUAAAAAGCCCCUUCAAUCUCCGUGAGUACAAAAAACUCUACCGAUUUUCUAAGAGCAUGAAGCUUUCCUUGGUUUCUCAUUUCAAGGCAUUUCCUGACUUCUCUGGACUCACCAUUUUGUAUCUCACAGCCCUCGGAGCAGGCCAUCUAGCAUAUGGCUAUGUGGGUUUCUGUCUUAUUUCCCCCGCCAGACCCUGAACCCUGGGGGGUAACUGAUUCGUCCUCCCCCCACAAUGCCUUGCAUACAGUAGGUGCUCAAAUAUUUGAGGCAAUGAACCGAUUCAAUGUGUUUUAAGUUUUUACAAGUUAGUGUUUCUGUAGUAAUUCAUUUAUCUUUAAUUCUUUGAGUGAAAUUCAUAACAAAAGCUUACAGAGAAAUAACUAAUAAUUUUUUAAAGCUGUUUUGUCAAUAAAGAUUUAAUUUAAUAAGA
This is a messenger RNA of Lemur catta (Ring-tailed lemur), 4728 nucleotides long. RefSeq names its product zinc finger BED-type containing 3 (gene ZBED3). Bases 724 to 1380 code for a protein of 218 amino acids. The record is from RefSeq and is a predicted model, not a curated record. Lineage: Eukaryota; Metazoa; Chordata; Mammalia; Primates; Lemuridae. The transcript is spliced from 3 exons. Gene Ontology annotation, biological process: regulation of transcription by RNA polymerase II. Gene Ontology annotation, molecular function: transcription cis-regulatory region binding.